AUGAAUCAAGCUUGCGUCAGGAUAUUCCUCAAGCCGAUAUCAAGCAUAACGCAUGAAGAAUUUUCUCAUGGGAAAUUAUAUUCUCUUUUGGCUAGCAAAUUAGCAAAUAUCAGCCCUGAAAAUUUCUUAAAUCAUGAUAAUCCACCUAAAAGAAAACCUUACUCUUGCAUUGGUUUAUUUCAUCAUCUCUUAUCUUAUUAUAAGCAAGACUGAUUGUGAGUUUUGGCAUAA
Blepharisma stoltei is the source of this 231-nucleotide messenger RNA. Lineage: Eukaryota; Ciliophora; Heterotrichea; Heterotrichida; Blepharismidae. The record is from the annotation of a GenBank genome assembly.